Molecule: messenger RNA, 1884 nt
Organism: Phytophthora infestans T30-4
Lineage: Eukaryota; Oomycota; Peronosporomycetes; Peronosporales; Peronosporaceae
Exons: 2
Coding region: 1-1884 (627 amino acids)
Source: RefSeq, a predicted model, not a curated record
AUGCAGAGUCAGCGGUCUUCCAAGAGCUACAGCUUCAUCUCGGAAGGUUCACUGGCGCUGGGGGACGACGUCUACGGCCUUCGCGUGCCUCGAGAACUUCGUGUACAUUCAUCCACACCAACCGACAAUGUGGACGACGUACUGAGUGUCUCGCCGAGAUCGAGAACUGCUAAAGCCAGCAACACGUGCGAAAUGGGACAGAAGCACUCGGUCGCCUUCGACCGGACGUGGGUGGACUCGGAGAUUCCAGUGGUGGGCAGGUCCAGCUCCGCUCCACCGUCCAUCCAACUGCUUCAGGAGGUUAUCCACCCGUCAGAGAGGAGACGAGCGGCUACAGCACCGCCCUCUGGCUUCUUUAACCACUUGUUAUACGGCAGUCUACGAGCAGGUGCAUUGGCUGAAUUAUUCUCCCAGCCGUACUGCGGCUUGGCCAUCUCCGCCGCGGCUACAGGUUUUAUGAUUCCGUUCCUCGCAGACGCAUUCCAGCCACUAUUAUGCGUCUAUCUGAGCUUUAACAGCGACCAGUGCACUGCUACACUUCGAUUUCUCAAGCUUCCGGGUGUAAUCAGCUUCUUCAUUGGACUAUUAUCAGAUUUUUACCCGAUCUGGAGUUUCCAUCGCAAGUCGUACAUGCUGGGAGGGUGGAUCUUCGCCUAUAUGGCGCUGAUGGCUCUCGUUAUUGUUGCAUUGGUCGACGACCGCGCAGGAUUUAUGAACCCUAGCGUCCGAACGUUCUACGGUGGCGCAGUGUAUGUGCUUCUCAUGAUGGCGACAAGUUUAGGAAUCACAGUUGCUUCAAUUGCUGCAUUUGCGUUUUUGGUGGAAUUAUCGCAACGUGAACCCAUUCACGAACGUGGCACACUUGUGGUGCAAUAUUUGCUGACACAAGAAGCAGCGACGCUAUUGGCAGAUAUUGUGAUAUCUUUAGUCGUGGGCUAUAAUAAGGAGUCCGAUACGACCCAGGCGGUUAUCUCGAUGAAGGUUAUUAUCCUUAUCAUGGCGGUGGUGACGUUAAUUCCGAUUCCAGCAGUGUUAUUCCGUCUGGACGAGGAGCCUAGGCAACUUAAAGUGGACUCGGUGGAUCGAUCGUCGCUCACGCAUCAGCUGUGGAGUAUCUUACAACAAGAAGCGGUGUGGCGUAUUAUCCUGUUCGUCUGCUUCUCGGUGUUUCUGUCUUCAUUCAGAUUCAACUUCGCAGACGACGCAGUGCUGUACUGGGCAGACGCAUCGCCUAAUGCGGAGCGUGUGGGCGAGAUCCCCAAGCAGAUUAUCUUGAUCCUGUCGGUCUUGGCGUUCCAACUCACUUUGUUUAAUUACAGUUGGAUACGCAUCUCUGUGGGAGGGUUAUUUCUCGGUGUGACAGUGAACCUACUUGCAGCGAUCCCAACGAUCUUUGACUGUUUUCGAAGUGCCUGGUACACGCUGUCAAUGUUGUCGUUGGUAGGCCUUUCUCGGGCUGCGGUGCUACUGGUGACGUCGCUACCUAUUGUGGAGAUCACUGAGAAUUGUCUGGAAGGCGCAACUACAGGCUUAGUGUCGUCUUACAACACGUUGAUCAGUAUGGUCAUUCUGACGUUCUCGGACGCCAUCAGCUCGUCCAGUGCAGACCUGGAGAGAGACUUUUCGGACCAAGUGAUCGCUCAGGAUUCAUCCAAGACGCGUACUCAAGUGCUGUCGUUUGUUAUGUCGAACUGUGCUAUCAAUUUGCUGGCGCUGGUACCGAUUCUUUAUUUAUUGCCACGUCAGAAACUUGAAGCCCAGGAGAUGCGAUCCUAUGGGGAAUACAGUCGUCUCGCUGGAAUCGCCAUCGCGGUGCUGUUUGUAGGCCUUGUCGCUUACGCCGCAACGGUGAAUUUGCUGGCAUUGCUGAAUGACACCAAGUGA